UGUCAGCGCUUUCCCACAAGACUCUGUCCGCAGCCCCUGGCCAGUCCGUCCGCGAGCGCCUGCCCAUAGACAUGGCGGCGCCCUUCUUGGCUUCGCGUCGCCCGCACCAUGGGGCCGGCCCGGCCAUGCCAGUACUCGGGGACUUCCUACACGCGCCGGCUUCCUGCACCGCUGGCAUUUAAACGCGUGUCUGGGGCUGCGGGAUGCUGCUGCGGAUGCGAAGCUGCCAGCUCACUGGGCAGUGUCGCCACCUAGCCUGAGCGCCUCAGGCAAGCGCGGAGCCCACCGUGCGCGAGCACAGCAGACGAGGGCCGGGGGGACCGGGACCCCGCACCGACCUGGCGUUGGGCAGUUUAAUUGUAAGUUUGGCUUUGAUUGCCGACGUUGCAAGCCUCUCCUCGCACUCCAGAUCGUCUUCCUCCGCCGGGCCGGGCCGGCGCUGCGGGGUGAAGCAGCGGCUGGGCUUGGUCCCAGAAGCCGAGCCAGCGCGCCCGGGCCAUGGUGCGGCUGAGCCCCGCGCUCCGGUGAGGCGAAGCGGCGGCUCCACUUCCCCGAGAGGCCUUUCCCGCUGCCGCGAUGUUCAGCUGGCUGGGUACCGACGACCGCCGGAGAAAGGACCCUGAGGUCUUCCAGACCGUGAGCGAGGGGCUCAAGAAACUCUACAAGACCAAACUGCUGCCCCUGGAAGAGCAUUACCGCUUCCACGAGUUCCACUCGCCGGCCCUGGAGGAUGCUGAUUUCGACAACAAACCCAUGGUCCUGCUGGUGGGCCAGUACUCCACCGGGAAGACCACCUUCAUCAGGUAUCUGCUGGAACAGGACUUCCCAGGCAUGAGAAUUGGGCCUGAGCCAACAACCGACUCCUUCAUAGCAGUGAUGCAGGGAGACGUGGAGGGGAUCAUCCCCGGGAAUGCCUUGGUUGUGGAUCCUAAGAAACCCUUCAGGAAACUCAAUGCCUUUGGGAACGCCUUUCUGAACAGGUUCGUGUGUGCCCAGCUGCCCAACCCCGUGCUGGAGAGCAUCAGUGUCAUCGACACUCCGGGGAUCCUGUCUGGGGAGAAGCAGAGGAUCAGCCGAGGGUAUGACUUUGCAGCAGUCCUGGAGUGGUUCGCAGAGCGGGUGGACCGCAUCAUCCUGCUCUUUGACGCCCACAAGCUGGACAUCUCUGAUGAGUUUUCAGAAGUCAUCAAGGCCCUCAAGAACCACGAGGACAAGAUGCGGGUGGUGCUGAACAAGGCCGACCAGAUUGAGACGCAGCAGCUGAUGCGGGUGUACGGAGCCCUCAUGUGGUCCCUGGGCAAGAUCGUGAACACUCCAGAGGUGAUUCGAGUCUACAUCGGCUCCUUCUGGUCCCAUCCCCUCCUCAUCCCGGAUAACCGGAAGCUCUUUGAAGCUGAGGAGCAGGACCUGUUCAGGGACAUCCAGAGCCUACCCCGAAAUGCUGCUCUCCGCAAACUUAAUGACCUCAUCAAGAGAGCCAGGCUGGCCAAGGUCCAUGCCUACAUCAUCAGCUCUCUGAAGAAGGAGAUGCCCUCAGUGUUCGGGAAGGACAACAAGAAGAAGGAGCUGGUGAACAACCUGGCCGAGAUUUAUGGCCGGAUCGAACGAGAGCACCAGAUCUCACCUGGGGACUUUCCCAACCUGAAGAGGAUGCAGGACCAGCUGCAGGCCCAAGACUUUAGCAAAUUCCAGCCACUGAAGAGUAAGCUGCUGGAGGUGGUGGAUGACAUGUUGGCACAUGACAUCGCCCAGCUCAUGGUGCUGGUGCGCCAGGAAGAGAGCCAGCGGCCUGUGCAGAUGGUGAAGGGUGGAGCUUUCGAGGGCACCCUGCACGGCCCCUUUGGUCAUGGCUAUGGGGAGGGGGCUGGGGAGGGCAUCGAUGAUGCAGAGUGGGUGGUGGCCCGGGACAAGCCCAUGUAUGAUGAGAUCUUCUACACCCUGUCCCCCGUGGAUGGCAAGAUCACAGGUGCUAAUGCCAAGAAGGAGAUGGUGCGCUCCAAGCUGCCCAACAGUGUGCUGGGCAAGAUCUGGAAGCUGGCGGACAUCGACAAGGAUGGCAUGUUGGAUGAUGAGGAGUUCGCACUAGCCAACCACCUCAUCAAGGUCAAGCUGGAGGGACACGAGCUGCCCAAUGAGCUGCCUGCCCACCUCCUGCCCCCAUCCAAGAGGAAAGUUGCAGAGUGACAGGAGCAGGCCCAGCUUCAGAAAGGCAGUGCUAGAGGAGGGUGCGGGAGCAGUGACCACAUAUGCACACGCACACACACACAUGCACACACGUCUUGACAGUUUCACUGUAGAUGAGAAGGUAUAGCUAUGCUCACAUCUCCAGGCUGAUUCUUGUCUGGACCCCUUUCCAAGUUCCUAGCACUGUUAGAGGACAGCUGCACCCCAGGUUUUAGGGUACAAGCCCGUGUCUCCACAUCUGUGACCCUCCUAUCUCCCACUUCCCAGAGACGCGGGGCGAGUCACUGACACACAUGGCCACCCAGACCUAUUCCCCAGUGCCUCUGUACUCGGGCUCCAAGCAAAUGGGAAAGGCUUUUCAUUUAAUAGGUAACUCAUUUUAUUUUCACUUCACUCUUUUCUGUGCUUUUAUUUCUCCCUCUUUGCCUUCCUAAUAAGAAAUCUACUCAGGGGUGAGGAGACCUGAGAAAUAAAGGGUGGCGAGGCAGGAGAGCUGAGUUAGACGGUAGCCGCCGAGCACUGCGGCCCAGACUUGAAGAGAUGCUGGCCUGUGCUGUGCGCUCUAUUCUUUCUAAUCCUAAGGCUCUUGUCUUCCUGGCUUUGAACUCUGUGUGCACUUCAUUUCAAAGGAUCACAGAUAGGGAGAGAGAAGAGGAAAAACUGAGAGGAAGGAGGAUGGAAGCCAUCUUUUGGUCGUCUGCUAGAAUCUCAUCAAAGUCAUUCUGGUGUAUGGAUUUGAUCAUAGUCCUGUUCUCACCGGGCCUGUGAUGUCUGGGUGUCAUACCUGACUCAUAUUAUUCACCCCCUCCCAUGUCCCGGGAGCUGUGUUAGCAGCUUACAUGCAUUACUCUCUGGGGGCCUUGCUAAUUAAUGCCCCAGGUAAGGAUCUGUUAGCCCCCUGUUUUGCAGAGGAGGACCCUGAGACACAAAAGAGUUUAUGACUUUUCUAAACUCACAGAAGUCACACAUAUUGGAGAGAAGAUGCAAAGCCAAGACCUCAGACCUAUAGACUUGUCUGUGAGCUAUGAAAUGUGCAGGAUCCCAGCCUUGCUACCCACUGGCAAAUCACAGAGAACAAAGGAGUGUGCAGGCCCCCUCACAGCCACCCAGCACCAGCUGGCCAGGGAGAAGGACCAGCCAGCGUUUGGUGGGCCAUCAGUCUGGCCAUCUGUCACUUAAUAGAAGCAAACUGUGCCUUCUGGCUAUGCACCCCCUGUUCCUAGCAUCGCAGAAGUCCAACCACCCAGCAGGAGCGUGGGCUGGGCUGCUGGAUACUCUCUGUGCUAGUCCCUGUGUGGCCUCCCACCCAUUAGCUUGAGUCAUCCCAGCUCAAAUGCAGCCACCAGUUCUUACCAGGCAAGACCUUGUGCUGAUUCUCAGAAGGCCAAUUAAGAGGCCUAGAGUCUUGUUCCCUGUAGAGUCCCAGUGACUGCUGUGUCCUUUGCAACUCCACACCAUACUCAGUGUGCUGCACCCUCCUUCAUGGUCUCUCCCCAGCUUGCUCUGUGGCAACGGAUAGUCACUUUGUCUGUUUUGCUCUUCCUGGGAUGGAAAAAUGAAACAAGUAUAACUUAUUUUAUAUCUGUGUUCAGACUCUAUAGAGAAUAUUGUGUGUAUCUAUGAUGUGCUUACUACUGCAGUGUGUUCGUCAUUAGUAUUCAUGUUAAUAUAGCACAUUUAUCCUUUGG
Molecule: messenger RNA, 3872 nt
Organism: Chinchilla lanigera (long-tailed chinchilla)
Lineage: Eukaryota; Metazoa; Chordata; Mammalia; Rodentia; Chinchillidae
Gene: Ehd3
Product: EH-domain containing 3
Exons: 6
Coding region: 577-2184 (535 amino acids)
Biological process (GO): endocytosis; endosomal transport
Cellular component (GO): cytoplasm; plasma membrane
Molecular function (GO): protein binding; GTP binding; calcium ion binding
Source: RefSeq, a predicted model, not a curated record